AGAACUGUGAGGUGAGGAGCGACUGAGGAAGAGUUGCAAAGCAAUGAUGUCAUAGUUUUAAGUGUGAGCCUUGGGAGAGCAUAUGGUUCGUACCCGCUGCCGAGCGGCAGUGUUGCUUUGUUAUGAACAGGCGGCGCUGUAGCUGGCGGAAGAGGAGGUCGCCCAGCCCAGUAUCUCUUCGCCUGGAACACAGAAACCAAGGGGGAGACGAGAAAACGGGAGAAGAAAAGACGCUGUUGGCUUGAGGAAAAAGAGAAAGCAACGAUAAUGGCCGCUAAAUCGGAUGGGGUAUUGAAAAUGAAAAAGAGCGAUGUAGCAUUCACGCCUUUGCAGAAUUCGGACCACUCCGGCUCAGUACAAGGACUCGUUACAGGAUCGCAGCCGGAUUCGGGAACUGGGGAUGGGGACUUCGUGAAUGGGGAAUCGCGGUGCUGUGGUUCUAAUUCCACUUGUCUUCGCCUUGGCAGACAGCAGCAAACAAAAUACACGAUAUGGGACUGUCUAUGGAUCCUCGCCGCAGUGGCGGUGUAUUUCGCCGAUGUAGGCACCGACAUUUGGCUUUCUGUCGACUAUUACCUCCGCCGCGACUAUUGGUGGUUCGGACUCACGCUAUUUUUUGUGGUGCUAGGGUCGUUCUCCGUCCAAGUCUUUAGUUUCCGAUGGUUCAUCCACGAUUUCAGCACCGAGGACAACACCAGUGCGUCCGGUGCGGCAAACUGUUCAUCCCACAUGGACGGGAAGCUGCUGAGCGGUUCUGCUUCACAUGGAGACGUAGGUGCCCACCCGUCCACACCUCAAAGACAGGCAUCCACCGCCAGCAAGAGCAACACCACAAACAACAGUAAUAGCAGCACAGCAACCCGGACUAAUAAGAAAAGGUCGGCAUCCUGUUCUGUCUUCAUCUGGUCCGCCCAAUCCGUCAUUCACAUAUUGCAGCUUGGACAGAUUUGGAGGUACUUCCAUGCUAUCUACUUGGGCAUCCGGAGCCGUCGUAGUGGGGAACAUGACCGCUGGAGGUUCUACUGGAGGAUGGUUUAUGAGUUCGCGGAUGUCAGCAUGCUGCACCUACUGGCCACCUUCCUGGAGAGUGCCCCCCAGCUGGUAUUACAGCUCUGCAUCAUCAUCCAGACGCACAAGCUGCAGGCUGUCCAAGGAAUGACAGCAGCUGCCUCCCUGGUGUCUCUUGCUUGGGCCCUGGCGUCCUAUCAGAAAGCCCUGCGAGACUCCCGGGAUGACAAGAAGCCAAUCAGCUACCUGGCCGUCAUCAUCCAGUUCUGCUGGCACUUCUUCACCAUCGCCGCCCGGGUCAUCACCUUCGCCCUAUUCGCCUCCGUGUUCCAGCUCUACUUCGGCAUCUUCAUCGUCCUCCACUGGUGCAUCAUGACCUUCUGGAUAGUCCACUGCGAGACUGAGUUCUGCAUCACCAAGUGGGAGGAGAUCGUCUUCGACAUGGUGGUGGGCAUCAUCUACAUAUUCAGCUGGUUCAACGUGAAAGAGGGUCGCACCCGGUGUCGUCUUUUCAUCUACUAUUUCGUGAUCUUGCUGGAGAACACGGCCCUCGGCGCCUUGUGGUACCUCUACCGCGUCCCUCAGAGCACCGACGCCUUCGCCGUCCCCGCCCUCUGCGUCAUCUUCAGCAGCUUCCUCACCGGCGUCGUCUUCAUGCUCAUGUACUACACCUUCUUUCACCCCAACGGGCCCCGCUUUGGACGCUCGCCCAGCCUGGUCCUGGACGACCCCACCGCCGCCUUCACGCUGCCGUCCGAAGGGGCCACCAACUCGCUGAGGUCCAACCGCGGCGUGCCCCUCAUCUCCGGGGACGGCACCAUCGGCAGGGACGCCAAAUACAUGGAGAGGGACGGCUGCAUGCCCGUGUUUCAGGUGAGGCCCACUGCCCCGUCCACGCCGUCGUCCCGCGCCCCGCGCAUCGAGGAGACGGUCAUCAAAAUAGACCUGUGCCGGAACCGCUACCCGGCCUGGGAGAGACACGUACUGGACAGAAGUAUACGCAAGGCCAUCCUGGCCAUCCACUGCUCUCCGGCGCCCCCAAGGCUCCAGUACAAAGACGAUACAACCGUGCAGGAGCGCCUGGAGUACGAGACCACGUUGUAGCCCUGCGUUGCUGCCCGGGUGUUGGAUCCAUGGGAAUGCAAAACCGUAACAAAGGAGGACCAUCAACUUUGAUUUACAGCAGGACUGUGGCAAUAAUGUGCUAUUAGCUCCCUCUAUAUAUACUGUAUACAUACUAGCAUUGAACCAUGAUGUUGAUUGUCAUGGGCAAAAAUAUAGGCACAACUUAUUAGUUGAUAUGAAAGAGGUAUAUAUUCAUGUUUUUGAAACAGAGUUCCUCUUUUGGGGUCUACCUGGUCGAUGUCGUCGUCAUUAUUGUUGUUGUUUUGUAACUUCCGUCCAUCAGGGAAUCUCUUGUUUGAUAAAAGGCCAUUGCACACACACAAAGAAUAUGAAUCCUUAUAGUCUCCCAUAAAUUACACAAUGCCCCUUUCAUAACAGGUGCUUAUGAAGGUUCAUAACAGAUCACUAUGUAGGUUGUCUGAGCUCUGCCACUCAGGUGGAACCAGGCAGGGGAACUCUACAUAUGCUUUUCAUGUGACCAAAGUAAUCAAUGACUGGGGUUCCUAAUAUAUACCUAAAAUAUUUUCAAUAUAUAUUGUCAUCUCUACUACCCUUAUCAUAGACCUGCAAAAAACAUAGGCUAUACAUUUAAAAAUACAAUUAGCAUCCCCUGAUAUAGAUAUAGAGUGGUCAUAUUAACAAAACCAACAAAAAAAGACUUAAAGUCAGCAAAGGGCCCUGAUUCGUAUUAGGGUGGUUUGUGUUAUUUCUAAUUCAAAGAUGACAAGUCACAAACUGGUAGACGCGUGGUCUGUGAUGUAAUUAGACAAGUUGUUUGUUAUACUGUACACGUGUAACGGUUCCAUGACUUGAUGUCAUCAGCCAUGUCGUCCUAGUGCCAAAGGGGUCUGAAACAACUGGAUUAGGUGGAACAAGUCUACCGGUGGCUGUGACUACCAGACUGGACUGUAGUAGAUUCAGGCAUGGCUGAACUGCUAUUUACUUGAAUACAACAAAACAGGAGUACUGUACCUGGUUGUCAUGCUGUUUAUAUGCUACAUAAAUCCGGAACGUUUGUGGUCUGUGAAGAGCCUGAAGGACAAACCUAAUCUUUUUUUCUCCCCUCGCCUGGAUAAAAGGCGACAGGCCAAGAAUACCUUCCUGGCAGCUCUCAUUUACAGUCCAGCCUCGUGGAGCUCUGGUCUGGGCUUCCCUGCAUCCUUAUGACAGAUAAGGAUCAGUCUACUAGCUCAUCCACACAGACCUGUUCUGUAUGGGGAGGAGAGGAAAGAAGAGGACAAAGACAAGAGCCACUUCAGCCAAACCACUCACGUAAAACCUGCAGGAUGUACUGUGCUGUCAGAUUAAAGACGCGGCGUUAUUUGUGUGUCUGUAGUGUAGUGCGAUUGUGUGUGCAAGCGUGCGUUUGUCUCUGUGUGUGUGUGUGUAUGAGACAGAGAGAGAACAUGGCACAGGAGGGCAUGUGUAGAUGCUAUAAUCAGUGGUCCUUUUUUCUGCAGCUGUACAGUACGUAGUGUAAGGAACGGGAGAAGUGUGCUUUAACACUACGGUGCUAACUGCUGCUGUAGCCAACACAUGGUCAGUACCACACUAAGGAAUUCUGGGGCAUAUAUCAUGGAUAACUCCCAAACAUCAAUGGUGUUCCAGUGAUCUUUUGAGCUGGUAAAAAAAAGUGACUCUGGAUGGGACAUCUAACAAAUAACAUUGUAUCUUGAGAUCUUUAAAAGGUGUCGGCACAAGAAGUAAAGUUUGUAGCUUCUUUUUCAGUUCUAGGUCACAAGUGUUUUUAUUUUAAUGUCUAGUUUGUUUGAAGCAAAAAGGGUGACAAGGAGAAAAAAAAAAAAAAA
Esox lucius (northern pike) is the source of this 3941-nucleotide messenger RNA. It is a transcript of the gene xkr4, whose product is annotated as XK related 4. The coding region runs from base 268 to 2112 and encodes 614 amino acids. The record is from RefSeq and is a predicted model, not a curated record. NCBI's taxonomy places the organism in Eukaryota, Metazoa, Chordata, Actinopteri, Esociformes, Esocidae. The transcript has 3 exons. Gene Ontology annotation, biological process: engulfment of apoptotic cell; phosphatidylserine exposure on apoptotic cell surface; apoptotic process involved in development. Gene Ontology annotation, cellular component: plasma membrane.